AUGACGGCCCUUACAACCUCGGUCCAGUCGCCGAAUGUCAACAGCACGGACCCCAAGAUCGCCGAUGAGGUCGGAGUGGUGUUUGCGCACGAGUUUUACACUUUUCUCAACAAAGACCCCACCCGGCUCCACUGCUUCUACAACAAGCACUCGACCAUGAGCCACGGCUACCAGGGCGAGCAGAUCCAAGUCUUUAACGGCCAGCAGGCGAUCAACGAAAAGAUCUUGGAGCUAGACUUUGAGGACUGCAAGGUUCUCGUGAGCAACCUCGACUGCCAGGGAUCAAUCCACGGAGGCAUUGUUGUCCAGGUCCUCGGCGAAAUGUCCAACAGAGGGGGACCCGCUCAAAAGUUUGUCCAAACCUUCUUCCUGGCCGAACAGCCCAAGGGCUACUACGUCCACAACGACAUCUUCCGCUUCCUCAAGGACGACUACGAGGAAGAACAGGACGAUGAGAACGAACAGGAGCAGGAACAGGAAGAAGAUGACGAGGACCUGACCGAGAUGUACGCCGAGAAGGCCGAAGACGACGAUGAUGCGGAGGUUACUCCCCUUCAGCCUGGGUCUGAGGUCGUUGUGAUUGUCCCAGUAGAAGCAAAGGCUGCCGUCACUCUGGAGCGUUCUGCUACUGCCGCUGCCGCACCAGAUGUUACUAUUACUGAGCCAAAGGAGCCCGUUGCUGCCACACCAGCCAAUAAGCCCGAGCCGGUAGAACCCGUCAAGGCCCAGACUGCCUCAGUAGCACCUACACCUGCCGAAGCUGCUCAACUUAUCCAACCCGAGCCUACAUUUGCACCUGUGCAAGCUCCAACUCCAGCUGGUCCUCCUAAGGUCAAGUCAUGGGCAAACCUGGCUGCCAAGAACACAGAUCAACGGGUGCCCCAGGUGGCAACUUCUAAGGCUGCAACCCCUGCUGUCGUACCUGCACCCGUCAAGCCUCAGACUCCAACCCCUACUGUCGCCUCUCACAACCACGGACAGGCUCCAACCCAUGGACAUGGUCAAGGACAAAACCAUGGAGGAUAUGUUCAGCAGGGACAUGGGCAAGGACAAGGGCAGGGACAGGGUAGGAGAUACCCGGAGUACCACUCCAUCUUUAUCAAGAACGUCAAUGACAGGAUCACAGAGGAGCAGCUUCGGGAAGCAUUCACCAAGUUUGGUCGGAUCAAGCAUUUGGACAUGACGCAGAAGAAGAAUUGCGCGUUUAUGGACUUUGCUACCCCCGAAUCGGUUGUUGCUGCCUUGAAGCAGAGGAAUGUCCAAGUUGGCAGUGAGGUUGUUCUGGCUGAGGAGCGUCGUCGUGGCAACCAUGCGUUCAACAGCAACUUUACCAACAAUGGACCUGGAGGACCUGCCAAUGGCCGUCAGGGAUACUAUGGCAACAACAACAGCAAUGUCAAUGGCCAUCAGCAACAGCCUCAGGGUGCCUACAGAGGCGGACGUGGUGGUGGGAACAGCAACGGUGUGCGGGGAGGUGGCCUCCCAGACCGCAAGCCUACCCCCAACAAGCCCCAGGGCGUCAAGUCGUAA
Linnemannia hyalina is the source of this 1530-nucleotide messenger RNA. Lineage: Eukaryota; Fungi; Mortierellomycota; Mortierellomycetes; Mortierellales; Mortierellaceae. The record is from the annotation of a GenBank genome assembly.